Messenger RNA from Medioppia subpectinata, 735 nucleotides. Lineage: Eukaryota; Metazoa; Arthropoda; Arachnida; Sarcoptiformes; Oppiidae. The record is from the annotation of a GenBank genome assembly.
AUGCGUAAAACAUUACUAGAUAUAACACCCGACGAGAUUGAAAGGGAGUGGCAAAACUUUAAGCGCAAAUUUCGGACAAACCAAACGCUGAAGGUAAUGAAAAAUUACGACGAGGUUAAAAGGCGGGCAAUUUUUGUCGACAACUACCGGGCCAUCCGUAAGCAUAACAAAGAGGCCGAUGAGGGUAAACACACCUAUUGGUUGGGUGUCAAUCAAUUUACCGACAUGACCCAGGAUGAAUUUACUACUAAUUACUCUGUAUACCUACAAAAUUCAAAUAUGAAUUACAAACUAUUAUUAGUGACAAUUGUCACCAUGGUCAAUGCCGAUGAUGGUCCUUGGGUAGACUGUCCCGAUAACUACCCUAUUAGCACACCAUGCUCAUAUAUACCACCUCAACGUGCCGGAGAAUGGUGUUACAUUGAAUGCAAAAACAACGCAAAUAUUACCAAAAUAUUAGGUGACUUAAGCGUUAAACUGCCGGCGGAUAAGAAAAAAUUCAUAUCCAUAGCGUUGGAUGAUUUGACCGAGGAGGACCUACCGGCUCAGGCGUUUGCUGGCAUACAAUUCGAACUAAUCAGCAUUUUUGGUAGAAAUGUUAAGCGUAUACAUAACCAGGCGUUCGCCGGCACAGGUGUUCAGAAAAUGCAGUUUAUUCACGCGGAAUCGCUCACCGAAGUGGUGUCCGGUGCCGACCACGAGUGGGAUCUGUUCGGUGCCAUACGUUCCCAACCG